AAUUAGUGCUAGUGGUCAGUGGAUUAACUGAUAAAAGACUUUCCAAAACGUACUUUCGUGGAACUCAUCAACGAUUUACCUUAAACAAUUAAUCAGUUAGCAGUUCAGUCCCUUAAGAAGUACAGAUCGUCAGUGGUUUUGGUUUGGGGCGGGGGUUUAAUUAUUCUGAUCUGCCUUCAAUCAGUUCAUCCGAAGAUCGCAUUCGUUUACCACACAGUGAAAUGCAGAAGUGGUUUUCAGCUGGCGCCGAUGAUGGUGAAAAUUCUCCCCAGAGGACGUCGUCGUCCUCUCUGCUGUCUGAUUGGAAUUCUUACGCGGCUGCUAGAUCUUCGGAGGAGAGUAGCAGCGGGGGCUCCCUGGCCGGAAUUUUUGAUAUCGAAUCGGCUGUCAGGUCCGCCAACGAUACCGUCUCCGGCACGUUUAAUGUGGUUUCCAAAGGAGUGAAAGAUCUACCUGGAAAUUUUCAGUCUGCCACCAGUAAUAUCCCUUCUGGAAAAGCACUUAUGUAUUUCGGCUUGCUCCUGGCAAGUGGAGUUUUCUUUGUGUUUAUUGCAUUCACUUUAUUUCUUCCGGUCAUUGUAUUGGUGCCCCAGAAAUUUGCCAUCUGCUUUACUGUGGGAUGUGCCUUCAUCAUUGGGUCCUUCUUUGCCCUCAGAGGUCCAAAAAAUCAGUUUAACCACAUGUCGUCCAAGGAGAGGCUUCCUUUCACAUUAGGUUUCCUUGGCAGCAUGAUAGGGACCAUUUACGUCUCUAUGGUGCUUCACAGCUAUGUUCUAUCUGUGCUCUUUUCCGUGCUUCAGGUCCUGGCACUAGCAUACUAUGCUAUCUCUUACUUUCCUGGUGGAUCUACUGGUCUGAAGCUUAUUUCGUCAUCUUUGACAUCUUCUAUUUUGAAGUGCUUUGGCAGGUGAUAUUGACAGCCAAAACAUUUUAAUUGUUCUGUGAUAUGGUAUUCUAGCCACAUUCUGUCAUUUCUUAUAGACACAGGACACUAGAAUGAACUAUGUUCCCAUGAUGCUCGAGCAAAGUUUUGCAAAGUAAAGGGUACAUGUCUCACUUCAGAUUUUAAUUUCUUGUCGACUACAUUUUUGGAUUGCUAUAUGAUUUAACCUUCUGGCAGUGGGUUUUGUAUAGAUACCUUGUACCUGUAAGGUGGUAAAAGAUGAAAAGAAACCAGUUUUUGGUAUUUUGCCUUCAAUUUCCAUGUUUCUCCCAUAUUAGUCUAAUGACAGCAUCAUCUUUGAAUGGCAUGCGUGAGA
Sesamum indicum (sesame) is the source of this 1259-nucleotide messenger RNA. RefSeq names its product protein transport protein sft2. NCBI's taxonomy places the organism in Eukaryota, Viridiplantae, Streptophyta, Magnoliopsida, Lamiales, Pedaliaceae. Gene Ontology annotation, biological process: vesicle-mediated transport. The record is from RefSeq and is a predicted model, not a curated record. Gene Ontology annotation, cellular component: membrane.